Messenger RNA from Thermothielavioides terrestris NRRL 8126, 759 nucleotides. RefSeq lists its product as uncharacterized. Gene Ontology annotation, molecular function: D-ribulose-phosphate 3-epimerase activity; metal ion binding. NCBI's taxonomy places the organism in Eukaryota, Fungi, Ascomycota, Sordariomycetes, Sordariales, Chaetomiaceae. The transcript is spliced from 4 exons. Bases 1 to 759 code for a protein of 252 amino acids. The record is from RefSeq and is a predicted model, not a curated record. Gene Ontology annotation, cellular component: cytosol. Gene Ontology annotation, biological process: pentose-phosphate shunt, non-oxidative branch; pentose-phosphate shunt; carbohydrate metabolic process.
AUGGCGCCGAAAGCGAUCAUCGCGCCUUCAAUCCUGUCGGCGGAUUUCGCCGACCUCGGCGCGGAAUGUUCGCGGACCAUGCAACGGGGCGCCGACUGGCUCCAUGUCGACAUCAUGGACGGCCACUUCGUCCCCAACCUCACCUUCGGCCCGCCCGUCGUCGCCAAGAUCCGCACGCACGUCGACCGACCGACCGAGAGCUACGGCCGCGGCACCUUUGACUGCCACAUGAUGAUCGCCGAGCCCAAGAAAUGGGUCAAGGAAUUCAAGGCGGCCGGCUGCGACCUGUACUGCUUCCACUACGAGGCGGCCAUCAACUCGACCGCCGCCGAGAGCCCCGCGGCGCAGUCGGAGCUCAAGACGUCGCCGCGCGAGCUGAUCCGCUACAUCCACGAGCAGGGCAUGCUGGCGGGCAUCGCCAUCAAGCCGGCCACCAAGGUCGACGUGCUGUACGAGGUGCUGGACAGCCACGACAAGGCGGAGCGGCCGGAUAUGGUCCUGGUGAUGACGGUCGAGCCCGGUUUUGGCGGGCAGAAGUUCAUGGCCUCCGAGCUGCCCAAGGUGCAGGAGCUGCGGAAGCGGUACCCGAACCUGAAUAUCGAGGUCGAUGGCGGGCUGGGCCCCGGCACGAUCGAUCAGGCGGCAGAUGCCGGCGCGAAUGUGAUUGUGGCGGGGAGUGCGGUAUUCGGGGCCAAAGAUCCUGCCGGUGUGAUUACCUUGUUGAGGGAGGCGGUCGAUAAGAGGAACGAGAAAUUAUAG